AUGCACAACACAGCAGUCUACCGUACAUCAGCCAGCGUGGAUGCGGCGCGGUUACGGCACGCGGUGAAGACGGUGCUCUUUAACCAGGUGUGUCUGUCUGGUCCUGUGGUGGUGCUCACCUACAUGGUGAUGAAGAGGCGAGGCGAGCCGUGCGGCCCGGAGCUGCCCACCUUCCACUGGGUGCUGCUGGAGCUGGCCGUCUGCGGCCUGAUGGAGGAGAUACUCUUCUACUACACACACAGGCUCGUUCACCAUCCGUCGCUCUAUAAGAGCAUCCAUAAGAUCCAUCACGAGUGGACGGCUCCUGUUGGAGUGGUGGCGCUCUACGCUCAUCCGGUGGAGCAUGUGCUGUCGAACAUGCUCCCGGCUCUGAUGGGUCCGAUUCUGCUGGGCUCACACGUCUCCACCACCAGCCUGUGGUUCACCAUCGCUCUGCUGGUCACUACGGUCUCUCACUGCGGCUACCACCUGCCCCUGCUGCCCUCGCCCGAGUUCCACGACUACCACCAUCUCAAGUUCAAUCAGUGCUACGGAGUGCUGGGAGUGCUGGACAGGCUUCACGGGACGGACGAGAAGUUUCGUAAUGCUAAAGCGUACGAGCGGCACACGGUCCUGCUGGGUUUGACCCCGCUGAGCGAGAGCAUCCCUGACCAUCCCAAGAAAGCACAGGAAUAACCGCGCUUCACUUCAUUCCAUGAACAUAAACACUACAUGAACUGAUCAGCAGGUCUAAUGGAUCUCAAACGACCCGCUGACAUGCAGAGACCCUGUUCAUGAGGUUAUCAGUUCCUUUUAUUGUUCAUCUUCUGUGUCACUUCUCAUAUUGUGUCAGAAUAGUAUUAUUGCACAUUUAUGCAGAGGAUCAAAAUGAUUUUAAUUCUGUAUUUUAGCACUGAAAUCUACUAAUGGUUUUUGGAAAUGAACAUUGUACUCUUUCUGUCCCCUGAUCAUUCCUGACAUCAGUUUCUGUAGUUUAUCAUCAAACCUCUCAUUAAAGCUGAUCUGCUGUACCGGGUGUGUUUGCAUUAUU
Messenger RNA from Sinocyclocheilus grahami, 1030 nucleotides. It is a transcript of the gene faxdc2, whose product is annotated as fatty acid hydroxylase domain containing 2. The record is from RefSeq and is a predicted model, not a curated record. Gene Ontology annotation, biological process: lipid biosynthetic process. The coding region runs from base 1 to 675 and encodes 224 amino acids. Gene Ontology annotation, molecular function: oxidoreductase activity; iron ion binding. The transcript has 5 exons. Lineage: Eukaryota; Metazoa; Chordata; Actinopteri; Cypriniformes; Cyprinidae.